Saccostrea cuccullata (small rock oyster) is the source of this 1127-nucleotide messenger RNA. Its product is annotated as archaemetzincin-2-like. The transcript has 3 exons. Gene Ontology annotation, biological process: proteolysis. NCBI's taxonomy places the organism in Eukaryota, Metazoa, Mollusca, Bivalvia, Ostreida, Ostreidae. The record is from RefSeq and is a predicted model, not a curated record. Gene Ontology annotation, molecular function: metallopeptidase activity. The coding region runs from base 16 to 1101 and encodes 361 amino acids.
UUUUUCACUUUAGAAAUGGGGAAUUCAUCUUCAAGAAAUUCUGAAGAAUUCCAGAGGCGUUAUCUCAUAGGUCGUUUGGACAAAUUAUCUCAGGUGGAACAGAAAUUUUAUGGAUUAUCUCAUCUAGUUAAUUUAAGUGUGACAUGUCACAGCAAGGAAUCAUGUGAAAAUAGUAAUAAAGAUACACACACAUCUCAAAUAACUGACAGUUUUGACUCUAGUUGUAAUGGAUCACAACUUUUUAAACCUUUGCCCCUCAGUAAACCACUGUUCUCAUCAGAAACUUUUGUGAAUUGGAGAGCGCAUUAUGACGUGGAACAACUCAGGAUGAAGCUUAUGCGUAAAAAAGAAAUCAUAUAUUUAGUGCAAAUAGGAAGUUUUCCCUCCUUUAUCACUGAUUUUAAGCUUACAGUAGGAGAUAAAACAUGUUCUCUUUUUGAUCUUUUACAAAUAUUUCUCAGGAUAUUUUAUCAAGAAAUGUCUGUCAUUUGGUUAAAUCCUGUUGAUCCUGAAAAAGAAAACUGGAAUAUAACAACAAGAAAUCAUAAAAUUACUGGGAAAAAACAAUACCUUGUGUCCGAUUUUUAUCCUCGUCUCAAGAAAUGGAAACCAAAUAACUCCUACUGCAUCAUGGGAAUAACAUGGACAGAUCUUUAUCCAACUGAAAGCUUAAACUUUGUUCUUGGUGAAGCUUCAAAGCGACACAGAUCAGGGGUGUUCAGUUUUGGAAGGUUUGAACCCAAAAAGUAUGAUGCAGAAAAUAGCAGAGAUAUUGAGGAAAUCGAUGUCCACUUAUUAUGGAAAUUAUUAAAGGUAUCUAGCCAUGAAAUAGGACAUUUAUUUGGAAUCUCACAUUGUGAUUUUUUUCUUUGUGGAAUGAAUGGCAGCUCAUCAGUGGAGGAGGCAAUGUCACAACCUCUCUUCUUCUGUCCGGUGUGCCUCAGAAAACUUCAACAUGUCUGUAAAUUUGAUAUUGUUCAACGAUACAGGGACCUUAGACAAUUCUUUUAUAGCUUGAAUAAGACAGUGCCUUGUGAAAAUUUUCAGCAAUGUGUGCAGUGGUUAGACAAUUGUUUGCAAUUUCUAUUAGGUGAUACUUAAAUUUGAAUUGUUUAUUAAAUUUCUUU